This is a messenger RNA of Ambispora leptoticha, 447 nucleotides long. NCBI's taxonomy places the organism in Eukaryota, Fungi, Glomeromycota, Glomeromycetes, Archaeosporales, Ambisporaceae. The record is from the annotation of a GenBank genome assembly.
AUGAAUUCUCAAAUGACGGCUUCAAACAGUGACAAAAAUAAUGACAAAAAUUCUGAAAUCACUAAAUCAAAGAAAUCAAGAGCUAAACCUGUUUCAAAGUCAAUUAAAGCUGAUUUAGUAUUUCCGGUCGGCAGAAUCCACCGUCACCUAAAACGAGGUCGCUACGCAUCACAAAUCCGAACAACAGCUGCAGUAUAUCUAACAGCAGUAUUAGAAUACCUUUGUGCUGAAGUAUUGGAAUUAGCCGGAAACGCGGCAAGAGACCAUAAACGAAUACGCAUUAUUCCGAGGCACUUGCAGUUGGCGAUUAGAAAUGACGAAGAAUUGAAUAUGUUGUUGAAAAGUGUUACUAUCGCCCAGGGUGGUGUGUUACCACAUAUUCAUAGAGAAUUAUUGUCGAAAAAAGACGGUUUUGCAAAUAAUGACGAAAUUCAAAAUGCGCAAUGA